This is a messenger RNA of Balaenoptera acutorostrata (minke whale), 2181 nucleotides long. It is a transcript of the gene DDX4, whose product is annotated as DEAD-box helicase 4. The transcript has 21 exons. Gene Ontology annotation, biological process: cell differentiation; gamete generation. Bases 1 to 2181 code for a protein of 726 amino acids. Gene Ontology annotation, cellular component: P granule; nucleus. Gene Ontology annotation, molecular function: ATP binding; RNA helicase activity; RNA binding. The record is from RefSeq and is a predicted model, not a curated record. Lineage: Eukaryota; Metazoa; Chordata; Mammalia; Artiodactyla; Balaenopteridae.
AUGGGAGAUGAAGAUUGGGAAGCAGAAAUAAUCAAACCUCAUAUGUCUUCCUAUGUUCCUGUAUUUGAGAAGGAUAGGUAUUCUUCUGGAGCACAUGGAGACACUUUUAACAGGACUCUGGCUUCAUUGUCAGAAAUGGAUGAUAGAUAUUCUCGAAGAGAUCAUUUCAUGAGAAGCAGAUUUGCCUCUGGGAGGAGUUUGGGAAACAGGGAUCCUGGCGAGUCUAACAAAAGAGAGCAUACAUCCACAAUGGGUGAUUUUGGAGUUGGAAGGAGUUUUGGAAACAGAGGUUUUUCAAAUAACAAGUUUGAAGAAGGUGAUAGCUGUAGUUUCUGGAGAGAGUCUAGUAAUGACCGUGAAGAUAAUCAAACACGGAACAGAGGGUUUUCCAAGAGAGACGGCUAUCAAGAUGGAAAUGAUUCAGAAGCUUCAGGGUCAUUCAGAAGAGGUGGAAGAGGUAGUUACCGAGGUUGCCGUGGAGGAUUUGGUCUAGGAAGUCCAAAUAGCAAAUAUGAACAAGAUGAAGGGACCCAGCGCUCUGGUGGCAUUUUUGGCUCUAGAAGAUCAGCAUUAAGUGGUGUAGGUAAGGGUGACACUUAUCAAAGCAGAAGUGGUAGUGGAAGUGGACGAGGUGGUUACAAAGGUUUAAAUGAAGAAGUAAUUACAGCCUCUGGAAAGAAUUCUUGGAAGUCAGAAGCUGAAAGAAGAGAAAGCGGUGACACUCAAGGACCAAAAGUGACCUACAUACCACCUCCUCCACCUGAGGAUGAGGACUCCAUCUUUGCACAUUAUCAGACAGGCAUAAACUUUGACAAAUAUGAUACUAUUCUUGUAGAAGUAUCUGGGCAUGAUGUACCACCAGCAAUUCUGACUUUUGAAGAAGCUAAUCUUUGUCAGACACUGAAUAGCAACAUUGCUAAAGCUGGUUAUACUAAGCUUACUCCUGUGCAAAAAUACAGUAUUCCUAUUAUACUAGGAGGAAGAGAUUUGAUGGCUUGUGCUCAGACAGGGUCUGGAAAGACUGCAGCUUUUCUCUUGCCAAUUUUGGCUCAUAUGAUGCGUGAUGGAGUAACUGCCAGUCGUUUUAAAGAGCUGCAGGAACCAGAGUGUAUUAUUGUCGCACCAACUCGAGAAUUGAUCAGUCAGAUCUAUUUGGAAGCCAGAAAAUUUUCUUUUGGGACUUGUGUAAGAGCUGUUGUUAUAUAUGGGGGAACCCAGUUGGGGCAUUCCAUUCGACAAAUAGUACAAGGCUGUAAUAUAUUAUGUGCUACUCCUGGGAGACUGAUGGAUAUCAUAGGUAAAGAAAAGAUUGGUCUCAGACAAGUCAAAUAUAUAGUUUUGGAUGAAGCUGAUCGCAUGCUGGAUAUGGGUUUUGGACCAGAAAUGAAGAAGUUAAUUUCCUGCCCAGGAAUGCCGUCAAAGGAACAGCGUCAGACCCUUAUGUUUAGCGCAACUUUUCCAGAAGAAAUUCAAAGGUUGGCUGGGGAGUUUUUAAAGUCGAAUUAUUUGUUUGUUGCUGUUGGACAAGUGGGUGGAGCAUGUAGAGAUGUUCAGCAGACCAUUCUCCAAGUUGGCCAGUACUCAAAAAGAGAAAAACUUGUCGAAAUUCUACGAAACAUAGGAGAUGAAAGAACUAUGGUCUUUGUUGAAACCAAGAAAAAAGCAGAUUUUAUUGCCACUUUUCUUUGUCAAGAAAAAAUAUCAACAACAAGUAUUCAUGGUGAUCGAGAACAGAGAGAGAGAGAACAAGCCCUUGGAGAUUUCCGCUGUGGAAAGUGCCCAGUUCUUGUUGCUACUUCAGUAGCUGCCCGAGGGCUGGAUAUUGAAAAUGUUCAGCAUGUUAUCAAUUUUGAUCUCCCUUCUACCAUUGAUGAAUAUGUUCAUCGAAUUGGGCGUACUGGUCGUUGUGGAAAUACUGGCAGAGCUAUUUCCUUUUUUGAUACUGAAUCAGAUAACCAUUUAGCACAGCCUCUAGUGAAAGUACUGUCAGAUGCUCAACAGGAAGUUCCUGCAUGGUUGGAAGAAAUUGCCUUUAGUAUGUAUGUUCCUGGCUUCAGUGGUAGUACAAGAGGAAAUGUGUUUGUAUCAAUUGAUACUAGAAAGGGCAAGAGCUCUUUGAACACAGCAGGGUUUUCUUCUUCACAAGCUCCUAAUCCAGUAGAUGAUGAGUCAUGGGAUUAA